AUGAAAGCAUCUUAUCGAGUCAAUCAAAAAUAUAUAAGUUUAACACAAGCAGAUGAAGAAGUAAAAACUGCCUAUUCAAAUUAUGUAAGUAUAUAUAAUGAGUAUUAUGGAAAGCUUAGAGCGAUGAUAGCAGAUUUGAUUUCUAAGUCUUUUUCUCCAUACCCCUACGAUGACUCUAAAUUCGUUUAUUCUGUCAAUCACAUAAAAUAA
Molecule: messenger RNA, 210 nt
Organism: Blepharisma stoltei
Lineage: Eukaryota; Ciliophora; Heterotrichea; Heterotrichida; Blepharismidae
Source: the annotation of a GenBank genome assembly